Molecule: messenger RNA, 1290 nt
Organism: Panicum virgatum (switchgrass)
Lineage: Eukaryota; Viridiplantae; Streptophyta; Magnoliopsida; Poales; Poaceae
Product: putative TrmH family tRNA/rRNA methyltransferase
Exons: 4
Coding region: 66-776 (236 amino acids)
Biological process (GO): RNA processing
Molecular function (GO): RNA binding; RNA methyltransferase activity
Source: RefSeq, a predicted model, not a curated record
CGGUUAACGGGAGCUAAACCACAUUGCUCCCGAGAGCAUAGCCCGGAGUCACCAAGGCGGCGGCUAUGGCGGCGGCGACAACGAAUCUAGCAGGCGCGACGAAACCGGCGGCUAUGGCGGCGGCGGUUGAGAGCGUGGUGGUGGUCCACAACGUGGCGAAGCGGCACAACGUGGGGACGCUGGCGCGGAGCGCGACGGCGUUCGGCGUCGCGGAGGUGGUCGUCGUCGGCCGCCGCGACGUCAGCGCCUUCGGCAGCCACGGCGCCACCUCUCACCUCCGCUUCCGCCACUUCUCCUCGCUCGCCCUCGCCCGUGCCUACCUCAAGGAUGAAAGAGGAUGUGACAUUUGCGGUGUUGAGAUCACUGACAACGCGCAGCCGGUGACUGCUCACCCGUUCCGUCGGAGCACCGCCUUCCUAUUCGGCAAUGAGGGCACAGGACUCUCACAAAAAGAGUGUGAGAUCUGUGACUUUUUUGUCUACAUCCCUCAAUAUGGUGGUGGAACAGCAUCUCUCAAUGUUACAGUUGCAGCUUCAAUUGUUCUCCACCACUUUGCAGUCUGGGCUGGCUUUCCCGAACGAGGCAGAGAGGGCAACAAAUUCAUUGUAGCUGAUAGACCACAGGGGCACUCGAGGGGGCUCUACUGUACGGACUCAAUUGAAGCAGUGAUUGAAGAGCGUAAACUGCGAAAAGAAAAUGCAUGUGAUAUACUAGAGGAAAAUGGAAGCAGCCAUCCUCAAGAAUCAAAUGGCCUAGAUUUGAUGUUUACAGACUAGGCUUAUGACUAGAUGACAUUGUUGCAUCAUGGUUUAAUUGAAUCAAGUCCCGGGCUGGGGUUGAUGGCAUAACGGAAAUGUCUUUCCAAGGCCAAGAACAGAGCAUGCGUGUUUUUUCAACCUUGGCAUGGAGCAGAAAAGAGUGUACUGAGCUUUUGGGAAGCCAGGGGGUGAGAGUGUACCUUGAAACCAAGGAUGUGGACAAAGCUCCGUUUCGCUCCGAUUUUUUGCCUUUUAUGUUGCACAAAACAAGAUGUGGUGCGCGCUAUCAGAAUUCCUCUGUUGUAAUGUAGCCGUGAAGGUGGUUGACACCUCAUACCUGACAUAGAAGUAUAGAACUACCUCACUUCGCAGGAAGUUGGAUGGUAGACUUCAAUGGGUUUUUUCAAUUAGCCUUUGGGUCAUCUAGUCUUUGUUAUACCUCAAUACGACAAAGACUAGUGAGAUGCCCUUCAGGCAUUGACAUUUUCGGAUGGUAGACCUCAAUGGUUAUUUUCAACAUUAGUCUGGACCA